AUGAGACUCAUUACACACAACUUGCUCCAGUGCCACGUAAAGAACUGCAACAGCAACAACUUUCCUCUCAAAAUUGAGGAUGCUCAGGUUGAAUUGAUCGAGGCUGACUAUAAUCCCGAGUUUCUCGUAAACAUGCUUCCCAAGAUUGACUGGCCUGUGCUUGUCAACACAGCCAAGCAGCUCGGUCUUCCUGAGAUUCCUGCUCAAGUUCCCGAAGAUGCUGAGAACAACGAGGCUUUCUUGCAAGGUCUUCACAGCGUAUUGCUCGAGACCCACAUCCAACAAGGAAGAAUGAUUUGCCCUGGCUGUGGACACGUCUUUAACAUCAAGGAAGGCAUUCCCAACAUGCUUUUGGCUGAACACGAAAUCUAAGAAAAACUUAUUAUAUUUCAUCUACCUCUAAUUCAUCUCACAAUCUCUUCCUCCCUCCAUUUAUAUAUUUUGUUCUCGCCAUGUCUUUAUUAUAAAUAAUAGACUAUUCCUUUCUCUCUCUCUUUAUCUUUGUUUCUAUUUGUACAAAUUAAUACGAGAUUAUUACCAAAGACAUAUUGUGGUGAAAUUAUACUAGCAUUUGGAAAAAGAAACAUUUUUUUUCUAAAAAUAAUAAUAAUAGAUUAAUUAAUACCCAGG
This is a messenger RNA of Phycomyces blakesleeanus NRRL 1555(-), 630 nucleotides long. RefSeq lists its product as hypothetical. Lineage: Eukaryota; Fungi; Mucoromycota; Mucoromycetes; Mucorales; Phycomycetaceae. The record is from RefSeq and is a predicted model, not a curated record. The transcript is spliced from 3 exons. Gene Ontology annotation, molecular function: protein heterodimerization activity. Gene Ontology annotation, biological process: peptidyl-glutamine methylation; tRNA methylation; rRNA (guanine-N7)-methylation. The coding region runs from base 1 to 372 and encodes 123 amino acids.